This is a messenger RNA of Sipha flava (yellow sugarcane aphid), 894 nucleotides long. Its product is annotated as UPF0602 protein C4orf47 homolog. NCBI's taxonomy places the organism in Eukaryota, Metazoa, Arthropoda, Insecta, Hemiptera, Aphididae. Gene Ontology annotation, cellular component: centrosome. The record is from RefSeq and is a predicted model, not a curated record.
AUGGAUCGUAUUGGUCUAUUUUCAGAAAUGCCGUACUUGCUUGGUGACAAAUAUGACGAAAUCGGAAAAUCAAAACCCAUUAGGGACUUGAAGUUUUCACAAAUGUAUCCAAGUGGAGUAAAAACCAAAAGUGGAGUACUAGACCAUUAUUUCGAUAAAAAAUUCAAAAGGUUGUAUGAAAAUGAAAAAUGGAAAUCGCCGUAUCAAGGGCUUUAUACAAGAUCGCAUCGUGUUGAAAACUCCGAUAUCAAACCUUUUGUACCUUGGCCCGGUUCGAAACACCAUUCCACUCCUGGCGAUUACUACGGAACAUUUGGUCCUAAACGCCCAGCAAUGUCAAAUCGUCGCAAAGCAUCACCGACGAAAAAACCAGAGCUUCCCAAUAUAAAAACUAGACCGACCAACACAAGAGGCCCCGGAUAUGCAGAUAUUGGUUUAUCUAAAUUUCCUUUACACAUAGUCAGUCCAUAUGAUGUCCCAAAGAAACCAAAGAGGCAGAUUGAAAUACCGUAUAAAUCAUGUUCUGGACCCAAUACCUACUUUCAAAAAAAUCCUUACUUUACAAAAGACUUUCAACCAACGUAUCGAAAGAUUCCAAAACCAAAAACUGUGGAAAUACCAUUUAAAGGUCCCAAUAAAAAAGCUAACGUAGGAAAUGGUUUUGACAAGUGGCCUAAACAUAUAGUUGACCCUUACAUUGAUCCGUACAAAACUUCCCAAACAUUAAAACUAAAAUCAAAAAACAAAAGAAGCCAAAAAUCAGCCACAAACGAAACCCCAUUCUAUCCAACAAACGUAAAAAAAACAUUUUAUACAAUUUCAACGAUGAAGAGAAAAAUAGAAAUUUCGAUGAACAACACAAAUUGGGAGAGAUAUGGAAUUACUAAACUGUAA